Symbiodinium sp. CCMP2456 is the source of this 1848-nucleotide messenger RNA. The record is from the annotation of a GenBank genome assembly. NCBI's taxonomy places the organism in Eukaryota, Dinophyceae, Suessiales, Symbiodiniaceae.
AUGUCGAGUAUCGAUGAUGUCAUCAAGGCAGCGAUUCAAAACGAAUUACAAGAUGUCUCGGAGCAGCUCAAGAAGCAGGACGAGCGGUUCGACGAACUGAAGCAGGCCUUCGAGGAGGUCUCUGGCCACGUCGCAGAGCGCGGACGAGAGACGGAGAAGCUCCGCGAGGAUGUGGACAGGCAAAAGACCGAUCUCGAAGCGCUGGAUGCCCGUACGAAGUCGGACCUAGAAGCUUCCAUCAAGGAAGUCAAGGACCGGUUGGACCGGCACGAGAACGACACGGAAGGCCUGGCAGGCCUCGUGCAGCUUCGGACCAAGGUGGAUGGCUUUGCUGAGGAACUCACGAAAAUCCUCGCCAAGAUGGAGGACCACGGGAAGACGGUGGCUUCUUCGAAGUCCCGCACUGACAAGUGUGAGGAAACGCUACGCGACAUUGAAAGGAAAUGUGAUGAUGCCGCAUCCACUGUCAAGACCAACCAGGACACUCUGCAGAAUGUCGAGCAGACCUGCGUGGAUGUGCGGGAGCGUCAGCAGGUGGUGGAAGACCAGGUGGUAAAGAAAUACGACUCGCUUUGGCAGGAUGUGCUGAGGGAAAUGGAGAAGUUGAAGGUGAACCAGGAACAGCUGAUGAUGGAGGACAUACAGCGCCGACAGCUGGAUCACAGGCGAGAAGGCCGAUCUCACGUGAAGUAUGUGACACAGCUGGUAGCGUCGGUGCACGAUGAGCGCCGCAAGCUUGCCAUCGCCAAAGAUCUUAUGACAGUAUGGCAGCAGCACACUUGGACAAGUCUUCGCAGGAGAACUGGCAUUCAAUGGCUCUGUGCAUCCCUCGCCGGUGUGGGAAAGAAACGCCAACACCAGUUCCUGAGCCGGUGGAAGCGGCACACGUCCAUCUGGACUCUGGUGAAACAGCUGCGUGAGGAAUAUAUUAAGCUGAUACCGGAUGUGCAGAAGGAGAUAGAGGCCUCUGGACUUCCUGCCAGGGUCAGGUUCCUGGAAGAGUUCGUGCAGACGCUGAGGACAGAGUUGGAUUCCUUGAUGGAGACGGUGAAAGAGCAUUCGACGGCUCUGGCAAUAAAUGCCGAAUGGGUGGAAAAGACGAGGGUCAUCAUCCUCGAUCUCACUCAGAGGCUAGACGAGGUGGAUGCCAAAGUUGCAGACGUGCUGGUCUCCUGUGGAAAGAGGAUGGAUGAGGUGGAGGCUCGCCUGGCGGUCUGUGAAAAGAGCGUCGACGACCUGUCCGAGGCACAGAAGGCUCUUGCCCUUGCAAAAGAUGUUCAGUCCAUCAUGCGCGACGUCCUGCUCAUCUGGAAUUCCAUCAAGCAGCUUGAUGCCGCAAAGGCCGACAAGAAGGACAUGGACUCCUUUGCGCUUGAAACAAGCAAGAGGGACAGGCAGUCCUUACGCCGCAUCGAGGAUUUGCAGUCUUCCGUCACGAUCCAACUCCGAGAGGAGACACUGCGAAUACAGGAGAAGUGUGCACAACUGGACGUGAAGGUCGAUGAAUCAUCCAAGCAGUUUCUUCACUGGGAGCAGAUGUGGGAGCGACUUGCAGCCUACGUCGAGGAGUUGGUCAAGCAGGUUGGUGACAUGCAAUGGGGCAGGACUAACUGCGGAGGCUGCCGACCUCCGAGCGGGCGUGUCAGGCUGCGUCCCGCGAGCGCAACCUUUCCUCGUGAUGGCUCGGAAUCCGAGAAUGGGCUUGUUUAUGUGAACAGCGAGACCCGCAUCAGAGCCACGGAUGUGCAUCCUGACACUCCUCCGCCGAUAGAUCGAGGUCCAGGUCCCGGCAUGUCGCGCACGCGCCAGAGGAUGUUCAUGGACCCCACCAGGCCCGCGCCGAGUUGA